CGCUUCCAUGGCUUCCACAGCCAACCAAAAAACCUCAUCAUCCAUUCAUUGGUCGUUCGAUUCGAUCGAGAGAGAGAGAGAGAGAGAGAGCGCAUUAAUUUGCAAUGGCUCCGGCAAUGGCGGCGUCGGAUCCCCUGGCGAGGCAGGCCAUGUCGCGGGCGGCGAGCGCCGCGCUAGCAGGGGGCGGCGGCGAGGAGCAGGAGAAGCUGAGGCGGAGGAACGCGGAGCUGGAGAGGGAGCUGAGGGAGAGCCGGGAGAGGGAGGAGGCGGCGAGGGAGGAGCUGCGGAGGACGUCGGAGAGGCUGAGGGUGGUGGAGGAGGCGGAGGAGAGGCUCUGCACCCAGCUCGGCGAGCUCGAGGCCGAAGCCGUCCUCCAGGCGCGCGCCUACCACGCCCACAUCCUCAGCCUCGCGGACCAGCUCGCGCAGGCCCAGAAAUUCCUCCAGGUCGACUCCGUUCUUCCCCGGUCGUGAAAUUGUAG
Syzygium oleosum is the source of this 481-nucleotide messenger RNA. RefSeq names its product protein RESPONSE TO LOW SULFUR 3-like. The record is from RefSeq and is a predicted model, not a curated record. Gene Ontology annotation, biological process: cellular oxidant detoxification. Bases 105 to 473 code for a protein of 122 amino acids. NCBI's taxonomy places the organism in Eukaryota, Viridiplantae, Streptophyta, Magnoliopsida, Myrtales, Myrtaceae. The transcript has a single exon.